Cetraspora pellucida is the source of this 246-nucleotide messenger RNA. NCBI's taxonomy places the organism in Eukaryota, Fungi, Glomeromycota, Glomeromycetes, Diversisporales, Gigasporaceae. The record is from the annotation of a GenBank genome assembly.
AUGAACCAGGAAAAUACUUUUUCUUUUGGGGAACAUGAUUUAAUUUUAACUAAUAAUAAAGCUGAUAAUGAAGCUGAUAAUGAAGCUAAUAAUGAUAAAAUUUGCAAUAAAACUAAUGAUAAAACUGAAGAGUUUGGUGAAGAAUUAGAUGAAGAAUCAGGUGAAGAAUCGGGUGAUGAAGCAGAAGCAUUAACAAAUAAGCUAAAUAUAUUCAUUAAUUCUAAUGAAAGAUCAUUGAUUGAUGAU